Messenger RNA from Cydia strobilella, 2827 nucleotides. RefSeq names its product integrin alpha-IIb-like. The transcript is spliced from 23 exons. Bases 107 to 2827 code for a protein of 906 amino acids. Gene Ontology annotation, molecular function: integrin binding. Gene Ontology annotation, biological process: cell-cell adhesion; cell-matrix adhesion; integrin-mediated signaling pathway. The record is from RefSeq and is a predicted model, not a curated record. Gene Ontology annotation, cellular component: external side of plasma membrane; integrin complex. NCBI's taxonomy places the organism in Eukaryota, Metazoa, Arthropoda, Insecta, Lepidoptera, Tortricidae.
AAACUUGGCAGUAAAUAUAUAAUUACAGAUGAUGAAUACCAGCAUAACUUCCUUAAUUGUUUUAUAAUCAGGCAGUCAGUUGGUUUUACAGAGUCAAAGGCGAGCCAUGUGGUUGCCACAAUGUUGCUUGCUGGUGCAAGCGGUGGCCAUAAAAGCGGCGUAUUUCCACGAGCCAUCCAUGACGACCAUCCGACCUCCUGAGCCGUUGAGUGACGCGUUCUUCGGAUACAGCAUUGCGUUUACAAAUAAUGAGCUAGUCGCAAGUGCUCCCCGAGCAGACAAAGAUGGCCAAGUGUUUUCGUGCGAUCUGUCGACCCAAAACUGUACUCAGAUGUCGGUGCCACUCCCAGCCGUUACAUCCAGAGUUCAUGGGGAUGACACUUAUAACCAUAGUUUCUGGCUUGGAGCUAGUGUGAAGGCUGGCGACGAAUAUCUUUUUGUGUGUGCUCCUCGGUGUACGAGCAAAAUACAGGCAGCAGGACAAAUGUUUGGCACGAACGGACGUUGUUUUUAUAAAGAGUAUAAAAAUCCUGGCAGCCAUUUCACCAACAUGCUCCAGAUCUCAAAGGAGGACCGAUCCAUAAAUCGCACGCAUAACGAAAAUGUGACUGAUGCCUUCGGCUGGAGUAUGGACAUAGAUAUGAAGGGUGCACUGCGGGUCGGGAGUCCAGCUAUCGCUGCAGGUCGAGUGAUGACUUAUAUCGAUCCUUCGGAAUCGGAGUCCACCCCUCCUAAGAUUUUUAGUUCUACUAACCCAGACGGCUUCAACUUUGGAUACAGUAUUGCAAGUGGUAUUUUUAUAAAAACACGCGCUAAAUAUCCAAAGCCAGAUGUAGCAAUUGGCACACCAUAUGGCGAUUUCGGCAUCGGAAAGGUGAUCAUUUUUGACAAUGGCCAAAAGUGGCAGUCAGACGUGGACGACCCGGCAGGAGGUGUGGGGUCCAUGUUCGGCGCAGCCCUGUGCUCUGCCAAACUCGGCGGCGACACUACCUCGCUACUCGUCGGUGCGCCCGCGCAUUUCAGAGGUGACGACAAGUACCACACCGGUAUCGUGUACAUUUAUAGGCAUAAGACAAAGAAAAUUAUGAAGAAUGUGAAGCAAAUUAAAGGCCCUAAUAAAAAUGGAGCAUUCUUUGGCUACGCCAUUGCCAACAUCGGGGACAUGGACAUAGACGGAAAAGAUGAAAUAGUCAUAGGGGCUCCAUAUGAAGACGAUGGCAAGGGUGCCGUAUACCUGUACGCGGGGUCGGCCCUAGACGACAAAUCGACGACUACCUCCUGGCUGCAGCGGUUCCAGCCCGAGGCUGCCGCCUUCCAAAAUCUGGGCCUGAGUCUGGUCGCCAACAAGUACUCUGACAACGCAUGCAGUGGAGCGGGAACUACGCUGGUCCGCCCGCUCGUGCGCCCUCAUGUGACUGCAGUAUCCAACCUUCGUCUGCAGUGCUCGUCCGCACCGAGGGCCUGUCAGGACUCCGUCAACGUAGCAAUAGAUCUGGCAAUAGGAGCUCCUGGUAACAACAAGGUGGCGGUGUACCGCUGUUUGACAGUUAUCACCGUCGACAUAAUUACUAUUGUUCCUGACCUACAGAACCGUAUUGAUAAGACUUCAUUUGCAUUUAAUGUGUGCCUAAAUGCGAAAUAUCCUCGUAAACCAGAAAACAUUACAGCUAAAUUCGCAGUAAAAGUCAAGAUAACCCACCCAAAUGCUACUUUGACUGGCGCAAAACCAUAUGAAGACUUUAUAGAAUACGAUGAGUUACUCGACAAUAAAGAAAGGCCUAACGGCUGCAGGAGCAUAGAUGUAACGACAUCUGAGAACGGAGACUACGAUCAAGAAAUCGAGUUCCUCAUAACAGCUAAACUCCUGAACGAUCCGGCAAAUAGUAGAGAAUUUGAUUCGUCGAAAGCUACCGUGAGCCCCCACAGUAAACUGUGGCACCCCAGGUCCGUGCGGGCAGCGGAGUGCAAGAGGGAACCAUGCCAACCGAAACUGUCUGUCAAACUUACCACCAACGUACAGAAUCCAUACUUAAUCGGGUCUUCGUCGACCGUACGCGUCGACGUGUCCGUGCGGAACGGCGAUGCGGACACUGCGUACCGGCCGUGCGUGGUGCUGAGCGUGUACGGCGGCGCGGCGAACGUGCACCGCGCGCCACCGCACUGCACCGUCUUUAGCGACACGCGCAGGAUCUGCCAGCGGCAGAGAGCGUUGAAGCCUAAUAACAAGUGGGAUUUAAACAAAGAGGCAGCAUCUGACCAAAACAUCGAGAUAGGCCUGGAGGCACUGACGAGCGAUACCAAGAAAAUAAAGGUCGUGGCCGAAGUUUAUAACCGCUGCGAAACCGCCAACGAGCCUGUCGACAAAACUUCCAUUGAGUUUGAACUCAUAACUAAUGUCGACGGAUUGAAGAUUGAAAGCAAAACGGACCAGGGCGAACCGGUAUUCUUCCAUAAAGAUGACUUUAAAAGUGGAAAGAAAUUACUUCACACAUAUACCAUAUCGAACGUAGGCGAGAUCAACUGGGUCGGACUCGUUGGUGACCUCUGGCUGUACAAAGGACCUCACAUUACUUACGAUAAUUUAAUACAGAUUAACAGCGGCGAAUCUGAAAGGCCUUCGUGCGCAUUAAAGAAUGACAACAGUAAGAGCGACUUCCACGGCUUAAGCUGUGAGCUGGGAAGCCUGAAUCACAAGGAAACUAUCACCGUGGUCAUACCUAUCACUACGGUACCUAAUGAACUUGAGAAAGUUUUACAGAAAUCAAACGCUACAGUAAAAACAUUCCUCAGAGUGAUCGCUGACAAACAAGAGAAGGAAAAAACGUAA